GCCUUAGCCCUCCGGAAUCUCCCCUUCUUUACAUUCGCGAGCCACUUCUGUGAGCUCGCGGAAAAAACGACGCUAGCCGACACCACCAUCAUCGAGAUGUUCCGGCUCGGGGCCACUUACCACCGUCCCGUCGACCUCCCAGACACCACGGGAUGUUGUUGGAGAGUGGCCAUUUACCGGUGUCUGGGAAGCGUCCGGGCCCGAGUCGGAACCAACUCACCAGCGGCGUCCCACAGAUUCCAACCGCCGUCCGCGGCCACGGCCAACCCGCCGCCAGAGAGAGCGGCCAACCCGCCGCCGAAAAAUGCGGCCAACCCGCCGAAAGAGAGAGUGGCCAACCCGCCGAGAGAGAGAGCGGCCAGCCCGCCGCCAGACAGUGCGGCCAACCCGCCGAAAGAAAGAGCGGCCAACCCGCCGAAAAAGAGUGCGGUUAACCUGCCGACAGAGAGUGCGGCCAACCCGCCAAGUAGUAUGGCAAGCCCGCCAAAAAGUAUGGCAAGCCCGCUGGUCCCGUCCAGCCCACCUUCGCCUCUGCUGGUCGCGUCCAGCUCACCUUCGCCUCCGCUGGUCCCGCCCAGCUCACCUUCGCCUCCGCUGAGCGCUGCCCAGUGCCUGCGCCAAGAAGGCGCCACCCAGAGCCCGCGCUGCAAGAGCGCCACCCAGAGCCCGCGCUGCAAGAGCGCCACCCAGAGCCCGCGCUGCAAGAGCGCCACCCAGAGCCCGCGCUGCAAGAGCGCCACUCAGAGCCCGCGCUGUCCGAGCGCUCCCAAAAGUCCAGACAAAAAUGGAUAG
Onychostoma macrolepis is the source of this 792-nucleotide messenger RNA. Its product is annotated as coiled-coil domain-containing protein 8-like. Bases 97 to 792 code for a protein of 231 amino acids. The transcript has 2 exons. NCBI's taxonomy places the organism in Eukaryota, Metazoa, Chordata, Actinopteri, Cypriniformes, Cyprinidae. The record is from RefSeq and is a predicted model, not a curated record.